AUGGAGGUGGAGGAGGAGGAAAGACGCUCUCCACACGAUCAUGUGGAUCGGUGUGUUCCCGACAGCUUCUUUGAUCGCGUAACGCAAGGGUUACGCGACGAUCUCGAACAUGAGCGGAAUAGGCGUCUCCAAAUGGCGGACACUGCCUUGAAGCAUCGAGCUGAGUUUGCCUUUGCUCAGCUUGAAAACGAGAGAUCUCUGACAUCUCUUCGUGACGAGCUAAGGGUAGCUCGUGGGAUUGCUGAUCGGUCUCGGGAUGAGAUAGCUGCUCUUCAGACCCUUGUUGAUGCCCACCAUCGGGAGCACAAGGCUCUCUGCGAGAUGCUUGAGCGCAAGGGCGUUCUUCAUCGGAAGAAGCAGCGUACUGAUGGUACGGCUUAA
Peronospora matthiolae is the source of this 381-nucleotide messenger RNA. The record is from the annotation of a GenBank genome assembly. Lineage: Eukaryota; Oomycota; Peronosporomycetes; Peronosporales; Peronosporaceae.